GUUGGCACAAGCUUCCAAUGAGACUGAACACCACCGCCGCUUGGACGCCCACAAGAAGACGCGAAUGUGCAAGUUCUUCCUCAUGGGUACUUGCACCCGCGGGCGUUCCUGCAACUUCGCACAUGGUGCAAGUCAGCUUCGUGAACAGCCAGACUUCAGCAAGACGCGGCUGUGUGCCAAAUAUAUGGAGUCAGGCUUCUGUCCUCUGGGCUACCGCUGCAGCUUCGCCCAUGGCCGCCACGAGCUGCGCCCUCGCCGCGGGGCGCCACCGCCACCGGCUCCCGUGCAGCCCAAACCCAUCAAGCCCACGUCAUCCCCCCAGACCUCGCAGGCCGUCCCUCAGGCCCCCCACGCCGUCCCCCAGGCCCCGCAGGCCGUCCCGCAGGCCCCGCAGGCCGUCCCGCAGGUCCUGCGCCGUGCUCCGAAGGCUCAGACCCCUCCUGCCACGCCCAAGAAGCUGGCACCCUUAAGCGUCAUGGGAUCACCGACCUCCGCCGGCUCAGCACCCACAAGCCCGACCCUCAGCAUGCCGACCAUCGAGUCCGAAGUGGAUACACCACCAAAGGGCAAGGUGAGCUUCAGCCGCCAGUCAACCUGGGAGGGUCCCCCUUCCACUUGUUUGAGCCGCCAAGUGAGCAACUCUCGCAGCUUCAUGAUCCGCUCGGCGGAGCUGGGAGCAUUGCUGGACCAAGAAUGGAAGAUGGAGGUCAAGAACACCUUCAUCAACCUUUCCGAGUCGAAGGUAGAUGCCUUUGGGGAACAUCUUCAACCUGAUAAGCGUUGGAAAGACCGUGCAUAUUAUAAGCUUCUGAAGCACCUUCCGGCUGGCAAUUUUGACAGGUGUCUUCGUCGUUGCCGGCGACUUGAUGCUCCUCAGCAAAGCCAUGAUGCAAAGCAGGUCACUCACCAAAAGCGAGCCCUACUGAUCCUGGUGACGGAUGAGGUCGCGGCGAUCAGAAGAUUCAUGCAGAUGCUCUUCAUAGAGCUUCUGAAGGUGAAGGAUGGUGAAGGGCAAAUUCCACAGAUGCAGGCCUUUCUCAUCCAGCUGGAUGCCCGGGUCAUUGCACCGCCUGGAUGCACCGCCUGGAUGUACAAGAAGCUUUGGCAUCAUCCAACUCACAGGUGGACCAUUGAUCGAGUACCUGGAUGCGCGCACAUUGCACCGGGCGGGUUUCAGAUAUGAGCAGGUCUUUACAUGUAAAACAUCGAGAACUUUCAUGCAGUGACCAUAUUUGUGUCGGUAUAUUUAUAUAGAUCCAGAGAAGGGGCACUUGGUCACCUGGUGAUGAUAGGGCGGUGUCCAGAAACAGAGCCAAAAUGGCUGGACAUGGGAUGCUGAAUCUGCGCGUUUUGGUAAACAUGCACGUAAUCUACGAGUCUUCUUUUAGCCGCGUUGGCACUGUACCAAGGAGCGCCGCUGCCGAUCCGUAGAGCGCUGAUCUUCUUUGAGAAGGGCGGGCGCUUCAUUGGGUGGGCGCUUCAUUGGCUUC
Molecule: messenger RNA, 1490 nt
Organism: Durusdinium trenchii
Lineage: Eukaryota; Dinophyceae; Suessiales; Symbiodiniaceae
Source: the annotation of a GenBank genome assembly